Branchiostoma floridae (Florida lancelet) is the source of this 2352-nucleotide messenger RNA. RefSeq names its product kelch repeat and BTB domain-containing protein 8-like. The transcript has 4 exons. Gene Ontology annotation, molecular function: protein binding. The coding region runs from base 9 to 1544 and encodes 511 amino acids. NCBI's taxonomy places the organism in Eukaryota, Metazoa, Chordata, Leptocardii, Amphioxiformes, Branchiostomatidae. The record is from RefSeq and is a predicted model, not a curated record.
AUGCAAGCAUGUUUGGGGAGAUCCUGACUUACAUCUACUCGGGAACCCUCCAACUGUCCAUGGACAAAGUGCAGCCCCUGUACCAAGCAGCUGACCUCCUCCAACUGGACUAUGUGAGAGACACCUGCAGCAACUACAUGUCCAUGAACGUGGAGCACUCAACCUGUGUGGACCUGUACAAGUUUGCUGAUAUCUUCUCCAUGGACAUUGUCCGGAAACGUUGUCUUCAGCUUAUCCACAGUCAUUUUGCCAAGGUUGCCUCCAUCGAGGACUUCUGCAGUUUGAAUGUUAAUCAGCUGACUGAGAUCAUCAGCCACGAUGGAUUGGAUGUUAAAGAGGAGACAACAGUGUGGGAGGCUGUGGUGAGAUGGGUGCAGCACAGCAGGGAGGACAGACUACACCACCUACCCAGCAUCCUCCCUCACAUCCGCUUCAACCUGCUGGCCUCAAACGACACGGCAGCCAUAUUCGAUCACCCCCUGGUCAGGGAGGAUUCUGGGAGUUCUGAGGUCAUCAGGAAUAUUGUGCAGCAAGGGAACCCCAUCCUAAAGCCGCGGCUUGGGAUGGAGACGAUGGGAAUGGUCCUGAUGUCCACCCAAGAGCUAGAUGAACUCUUCUUCAUGAACCCGCGGAAAGGGAAGUACAUCAUCUGCAACUACGAUCCUGGAGACAUACCUUAUGCCAGGGCCAUGACAGUCACCAGUGAUAACAACAUUUACAUGCUGACUGUAGAGCACGAGGGUCUCGACCAGCUUUGCCUGUUUCGGUACAACCAUGCAGAGAAUGUGUGGCAACGUGCUGGCAUUUCCUCAGUGCCUGUGUUGCAUAAGUCAGAAGAUGAUUGUCUUUGCUAUGAAGAGCGCCUUUUUGAAAUUGGUGGAAUUCUAUACUUCAUUUCAAUUGCAGAGAAAAGAAAAAGAGUUUUUGUUGCUAUGAGAAAGUAUGACGGACACACGGACUGGUGGCUGGAGUGUUGGGGGCUGCAACUGAAGGAAAUUUCACAACACACACUUCAGUCCUGCGGCUCACACCUCUAUUUCCUCACAAGUGAUGAAAUGUAUUGCUACGACCCAAGCCAAGACUGUUGGGACAAGCGGACACCGCCGAAACUCAUUCCUAACGUUGCCACAGCCAUUGCCAUGGGAACAGAGAUCUUCUGCACAGAUCUACACUUCACCAACACUAUGGUCUACGACACACAGUCAGACCGCUGGCAGAAACUGCAAGGCUGGCCAAAGCCAGAAAACCUUGAUAUUGAUUUUGAAUUUCCUCCCGGUCUUUUUGUACUGGAAAACCGUCUGCACAUAUGGGUAGAAGCUGUGGACUCUGACAUAGAUGAUCCAAACUAUUCAACAGUAUAUCGGGUAUAUGUGUAUGACAGGUCUGCUGAUGCCUGGAGAGACUUACAGGUUACCCUGCCUGAUGAUAAGAGAUUUAGCACUGUAGACUGUCUUGGGCCCCUUUGCCCAGUGGCACAUAUAUACAUUCCACACCUUAAGGAAGCACACAAGCACUCCACUAGAUACCAUUAUCAUGAAAUGUAAUACGAAAUAGAGGAUUGAGAAAUAGGUAUUUCUUUUUUUACAUCUAUGAUAUCUGUGUGUGCUUGGGGGAAUCCAAUAUAAAAAAUGUUUGAAACAUUCAAUGCAUUUGUCAAUGUUGUUAAGAGAUGAUUGAUUCUGCAUGGCUGAAAAAACUUUAUGACCAUUUGGAGCAACAUGUGCAGGCUGCCCCUCAGUACUGCCCCGCAAUUACUUAGGGGCAGUCUGCAUAUUUUAGCUUGGCAAAUUGUAAGUUAAAUAUGCAGAUUGUUUAUCAUGUUUUGAAUGCUGGUAGGUAUUAUGGAAAAUAUGAAAUGCACCCCAGCUUGUGGAAUAACAUGAAAAUUUAACCAACAUUUUGACUCCAAAAAGUAGGUUUGUGUUUUAAUGUCAUGUUGAUCCAUUAUAGGCCCUGAAAAACUAACGUUACUGCUACAUGUAGUUAACUUACAUUGUUUACUACUAAAUAACUACCAGUACUACUAGUUAACUACCAUUAGUUCUAGUACACUAACAUUAUUAUCAGCAAGGCCAUACAAACUUUAUUUGUUGCUUCUCGGAUUCUUUAAGAAAAAAAAAUCGGAACGCCAGGUCUGGUCUAAAAAAAAUUCAAACGGUCUGGGGUGAACUUAUCAAGUCAAUUAUUUAAGCAUUAUAGAUUUAUCUAUGUUUAUGCAAUGUCACAAACAUCACAUUCUGAAUGCCAGUAGUUAUGACAGCAAAUAGUAGUUGUAACAGAUUUUGAUAUGAAGGAAUUUUCAGUCACAUUUAACUCUUCAAAGUAUGUUUGAGUUUCAGUGUAAUACAUUGU